AUGUCUUCCCUAACCAGCAAACUCUUCGCGCCCCUGCGCAUUGGACCCAUCAAACUCUCCUCGCGCAUCAUAAUGGGACCGCUCGCCAGCGUCCUAGCCGAUGAAAACAACAUCCUCAGUCCGGACGCAGUCGACUACUACGCCUCCCGCGCGCGCACACCAGGCACUCUCAUCAUCGGCGAGGCCACUUUCAUCUCCCCAGGGGCCAGCGGCACUCCUGAGCCCCGAGCUGGAAUCUGGAGCCGAGAUCAGAUUGCGGCAUGGAACGCUGUCGUCGGUGCUGUUCACAAAACUGGCAGCUUCAUGUUCCUGCAACUCUGGGCAUUGGGACGUUCCGCAGACCCUGAGUGUAAGCGGAGAGAUGGCACGGGGGAUGUGGUGAGCAGCUCUGCAGUGCCAGAGGAAGGCGGCGCGGUACCUCGGCCUCUGACCGAAGACGAGAUCUGGCACUACGUCCGGGACUAUGCAACUGCGGCGCGGGUGGCGGUUGAAGAGGCGGGAUUCGAUGGUGUCGAGUUGCAUGGCGGUAACGGCUCGCUCAUUGAUCAAUUCACGCAGGACGUUGCAAAUCGACGCACCGAUCAAUGGGGAGGCAGCAUCGAGAAUCGCUCACGGUUUGGCAUUGAGAUUGCGAAGGCUGUAUGUGCGGCUGUCGGGAGUGAGAGGGUGGGCUUCAGGAUCACGCCGUGGAGCACUUACAAUUCAAUGGGGAUGAACAACGCUACGGCACAGUUCAACAAUCUGCUGGGAGGACUGAAAGAGCUCAAGCUUGCGUACCUACAUCUUGUCGAGUCACGCAUUGCCGGGAGGGUCGAUGUUGAAGCUGCAGAAUCCCUGGACCCGUUCAUCGAUACGUGGGCGGACACUUCUCCGUUGAUGCUCGCCGGUGGCUUCACGCCGGACAGCGCUAGAGAGGCCGUCGACGAGACUCACCGCGCGAAGGAUGUGGCAAUCGUCUUCGGACGCGCCUUUGUGACCAACGUUGAUCUCGUGGAGAAAUUGAGGGAUGGCCGUGAGUUGCGUACAGGCUGA
Molecule: messenger RNA, 1032 nt
Organism: Saxophila tyrrhenica
Lineage: Eukaryota; Fungi; Ascomycota; Dothideomycetes; Mycosphaerellales; Extremaceae
Exons: 1
Coding region: 1-1032 (343 amino acids)
Molecular function (GO): FMN binding; NADPH dehydrogenase activity
Source: RefSeq, a predicted model, not a curated record